GCCGCGCCUCCACCAAGCGCGCAGGAAGUGACGUCACGGCGUCAACAUGCAAGAUGGCGACGCAUCACAGGCAGAAUGCAGCGGGGCGCAGGAAAGUGCAGGUGUCAUAUGUGAUCAGAGAUGAAGUGGAGAAAUAUAAUCGUAAUGGAGUCAACGCGCUACAGCUGGAUCCGGCUCUUAACCGUCUCUUCACCGCUGGACGAGACUCCAUCAUCAGAAUAUGGAGCGUUAACCAGCACAAGCAGGAUCCGUACAUCGCGUCAAUGGAGCAUCACACAGACUGGGUGAAUGAUAUCGUCCUCUGCUGUAAUGGAAAAACAUUGAUAUCAGCGUCCUCAGACACUACAGUGAAGGUUUGGAACGCACACAAGGGCUUCUGCAUGUCAACGCUGAGAACACACAAGGAUUAUGUGAAAGCGCUAGCGUAUGCUAAAGAUAAAGAGCUGGUGGCGUCCGCAGGGCUGGACCGUCAGAUCUUCCUGUGGGAUGUGAACACGCUCACGGCUCUAACGGCCUCUAAUAACACUGUCACCACGUCGUCUCUCAGCGGGAACAAAGACUCCAUCUACAGUUUGGCCAUGAAUCAGAUGGGGACUGUUAUCGUGUCUGGAUCCACUGAAAAGGUGCUGAGAGUGUGGGAUCCACGGACCUGUGCCAAACUGAUGAAGCUGAAGGGACACACGGACAAUGUGAAAUCCCUGCUGUUAAACAGAGACGGCACUCAGUGUCUUUCAGGAAGUUCAGACGGGACCAUUCGGCUCUGGUCACUGGGUCAGCAGAGGUGUAUCGCCACGUACCGCGUUCACGAUGAGGGCGUCUGGGCGCUGCAGGUCAAUGAAGCCUUCACGCACGUCUACUCCGGAGGUCGUGACCGUAAGAUAUACUGCACAGACCUUCGCAACCCGGACAUCCGUGUGCUCAUAUGUGAAGAGAAAGCACCCGUGUUGAAGAUGGAGUUGGACAGGUCAGCUGAACCACAUUCUGCCAUCUGGGUUUCCACCACCAAGUCUACAGUUAAUAAAUGGUCUCUGAAGGGGAUUCAUAAUUUCCGAGCGUCGGGGGAUUAUGACAAUGACUGCAGUACUCCACUGACACCACUGUGCACACAGCCUGAGCAUGUUAUUAAAGGUGGAGCCAGUAUAAUUCAGUGCCACAUUCUGAAUGACAAGAGACACAUUCUCACCAAAGACACCAAUAACAGCGUGGCAUACUGGGAUGUGCUGAAGGCGUGUAAAGUUGAAGACUUGGGCAAGACAGAGUUUGAUGAAGAAAUCAAAAAAAGAUUUAAGAUGGUUUAUGUGCCCAACUGGUUUUCAGUGGAUCUCAAAACAGGGAUGCUGACUAUAACAUUAGAUGAGAGCGACUGUUUCGCCGCCUGGGUUUCGGCUAAAGACGCGGGGUUCACGAGUCCUGACGGAUCAGACCCCAAACUGAAUCUGGGCGGUCUGCUGCUUCAGGCUCUGUUGGAGUUUUGGCCGCGCACACACAUCAACCCAAUGGAUGAGGACACAGAACUGAAUCAUGCCAGCGUGAACGGUGAACACGAGAGCAGGACACAGAAAGGUAACGGAUAUUUCCAGGUUCCAGCACACACGCCGGUCAUCUUCGGUGAGGCGGGAGGCAGAACGUUAUUCCGGCUGUUGUGUCGUGACUCGGGAGGUGAGACUGAGUCCAUGUUACUGAACGAGACCGUCCCGCAGUGGGUCAUCGACAUCACAGUGGACAAAAACAUGCCCAAAUUCAACAAAAUCCCCUUCUACCUCCAGCCUCACUCAUCAUCUGGAGCAAAGACAUUAAAGAAGGAUCGGCUGUCGGCCAGUGACAUGUUACAGGUGAGGAAGGUGAUGGAACACGUCUAUGAGAAGAUCAUUAAUCUGGACAGCGAGUCACAGACGGGCGGAUCGGCCGCAGAGAAACCCAGCGAGCAGAAGGAGGAGGAAGACGUCUCGGUUCUCGCAGAAGAGAAAAUCGAGCUGCUCUGUCAAGAUCAGAUUUUGGACCCCAACAUGGACCUGCGGACGGUGAAACAUUUCAUCUGGAAAAGUGGAGGUGACCUGACGCUUCACUACCGGCAGAAGUCCACGUGAGAUCGGCCCCCGUGCUGUCGCCAUGGAAACACCCAGCAGAUCCAUUCGUUACACUUCACAUUCAAAGCACACGCUCACCUGCACUUCCUGGUUCUGUCUGAUCAUCUUCCACUCACGGGCCGCUCGAUCACGCAUGUCCAUCAGGAUGGAAACGGGAAGGACACUGACGAAUGGAAGGGCGGUUUACAGAAACACGUCUCCCUGUUCUCUUGUUUUAUUUGCGUAUGGAAUAUGCCACCUGAACGCUUUCCAGUAAGACGUUUGUUAUUUUCCUAGCGUGAACUCGAUGGAUGCCAUAUAGUGGAUGUGUCAGACUGCUUGAUUUUUAUUCUCGUUUUACAUUCCAGUGAUGUGUUUGUUGCCAACGACAUUGUGCAAUCCUUCCCGCAGCAUGCUGGGAAAAUAGAAAGUCAAAAAGCGGAAGACUGCGUGCGGUCUGGAU
Molecule: messenger RNA, 2529 nt
Organism: Triplophysa rosa
Lineage: Eukaryota; Metazoa; Chordata; Actinopteri; Cypriniformes; Nemacheilidae
Gene: wdr48a
Product: WD repeat domain 48a
Exons: 19
Coding region: 54-2087 (677 amino acids)
Biological process (GO): protein deubiquitination; double-strand break repair via homologous recombination
Molecular function (GO): ubiquitin binding
Source: RefSeq, a predicted model, not a curated record